AUGUUUGUAUACUGGUGUUACCCCGGCAGUGAAUCGUGGAGCUGGCAGCAUGUCGGCUACAUCAGCCGCAUCUUGGUUGCCAUCCCGGCAGCAUCGCAAACCUCUACGGUCUUGCACGCCAAGCGAGUGCAAGAUGCAAACAACUUUGUCAACGAACUUUACAAGGGAGUGGACCCUUCCAAGAACCGACUGGCAGACAAUCUGCACAGCAUUGGGCGGAGAGUUCUCGGAAAAGUGCUGCAUUUGCAGCAGCAUCUCCCAGCCAAGAUCCAAGUUAUCCAGAAGGAGGCCUGCCAAGUGCGAGAUGUGCUUGGGAUGCGAGUUGUUGACUACCUUGGCAACUCAGCACUCUCUGAGGAGGCCAUAGCCUUUGUCCAAGGCUCCUUGACAGAGAUUUUGGAGCAGCUUUUCAAAAGAGGUAGCCUUGUAAAGUUGCUCAAGGAGGUGCAGGAGUGCCAAAAAGAUUUUGCUGGACACCAGGGUGGCUAUGAGCAGAGCAUUGGCCAAAAGGAAUUGGAGUGGCGAAAGCGCCACUCUAUGUUAAGGACCUUUGACCGGCUCUACACAGUCGUGGGAUGGAUUGAUCGCUCGUGGGUCUCUCCAGAUGUCAGCUUUGGCAUUGGCGCCGUCCUUACAUUCCUUGGGGGCCGGCACGCUUUCGCCCCUGCAGUUCGCAGUUGGGCAUAUGUUGGAGCAGCGGCAUGCUCUAUGAUUCCAGCGAUCAAGUGGUGGUUCUUCGAUGGCCGCACGGACUUUGGCUGCCUGGAGGAUGAGACCGAGCAGACAUUGGAGAACAUCAGAGACAUCAAAAGAAUGGGCUACGACAUACACCGCUACUACCUUGAACUGGCCGAGGACACUAAGCGAAUCAUGUCGCAUGCUACCAAAUUCCAGCAAUUGUGCCAGCAGCUUCCCUUCCUGCAGGGCCGCGCUGUGGAUGUGGACAGCUGGGAUGCAAACAAGCUCAGUGCUGCGCUACAUGACUGGAACCUCGACGGCUGCGCGGUCACAUUCUUGGACAACAGCAUCUCAGGCCACGCCUUUCUUCACGUGCUGAGAGAGCAGGACUUUCGAGACAUGGGCAUCACAUGUGAGUUGACAUUGCGAAGGCUCAACGACAUGCAGGCUCGCAGGCAGGAAGACAAGCAAGAGAUCCUCCGCUGUGCUACCAUUGGCCCUGAAUUGAGGAAGGCCUUCGAGGAAGUCAUCGAUGGCACCAAUGACCUCAAGGAGAAGUACAAGUACAAGUGA
Molecule: messenger RNA, 1251 nt
Organism: Symbiodinium pilosum
Lineage: Eukaryota; Dinophyceae; Suessiales; Symbiodiniaceae
Source: the annotation of a GenBank genome assembly